AGAAGCAAGCUGAGAAUGGUCCCUCUAUGUGAAGUUCUCAUUUAUCACGCUCUCCGUUUCCCUCCAAAGGAAGAAGUGGAUGAGUUUGCGAAGCUGAGUCCAGAGGAGCAGCAGAAAAGACUGAAAGCAAUCAUAAAGAAAAUUGACUUGGAUUCAGAUGGCUUUCUCACAGAGGCCGAGCUAAGUACGUGGAUUCAGCAGUCUUUCAAGCAUUAUAUUGUGGAAGACGCUAAGCAGCAGUUCGGUGAAUAUGAUAAAGACGGCGACGGGGAUAUAUCCUGGGAAGAAUAUAAUGUUCAAAUGUACGACCGCGUCAUAGACUUUGAAGAAGAUUCUACUUUGGAGGACGCGGAGGAGGAAUCUUUCCGACAGCUGCACUUAAAGGACAAGAGGAGGUUUGAAAAGGCGAACAGGGACGGAGCUUCCGGUCUGGACCUGAAUGAAUUCAUUGCAUUUGAACACCCCGAGGAAGAGGAAUAUAUGAAGGAAUUUGUCAUCCAAGAAGCUUUGGAAGACCAUGAUAAAAACGGGGAUGGAUUUGUGAGCCUGGAAGAGUUUCUUGGCGAUUACCGACGAGAUCCAACGGCUAAUGAAGAUCCAGAAUGGAUACUCGUUGAGAAGGAUCGAUUCAGAAAUGAUUACGACAAGAAUCAGGACGGGAAACUCAACCCUCAGGAGCUGUUGGGUUGGGUGGUGCCCAACAAUGAGGGUAUUGCUCAGGAGGAGGCGGUACACCUUAUCGAAGAGAUGGAUUCCGACGGCAACGGGAAGCUUUCAGAAGCGGAGAUUCUCCGGAACCAGGACCUGUUUCUCAACAGCGAAGCCACAGACUACGGUAGACAGCUCCACGACGAACGUUUCUACCACGAAGAACUGUAAUUUCCAAACAACUUUCCCUUUGUCUGUUCUCUGUCCCAGCACUGGAGAGAAAAAAAAACCAAACUUCUUGCUACUGUAAUAUAGUAGAAUCUGCAGCUAUCUUUGCAUUAUCAAGUUUAUUUUCACCCGGGGGUUGCUUUAAAUGCCCUGGGCCUUUCAAAACGUGUCACCAGGAAACUGGUUUUUUGAAAAAAGACGGGGAAAACGUCCCAAGCGUCCUUGUUUUAAUACUGCUUUUUUUGAAACGUACUUGAAAAUGCAAAGAUUCGACAUUCCGGUCAGGUAGAAGACUGCCAUUAGUUUCCGAUGGUUGGCUUUUCGAGUUUUGAGAAGGAGGAAAAUAAAAGAGGGAAAGGGUUGGUUUGGGUUACGUGUUCUUGAUCUAAUCGCACUUCUGCAGGACUGUUUGGCCCUCUAAGGCGUCUGUGUAUAUUAAAUAACUUCUCUAGAGGGUGUUUAUAUGAUCUGGAAAUCUUAUUUUUGCAUCUAGAAUAGCGGUUAUUUUUAUUGUAAUUGAGAUAGCGUUAGAGAAUGUACCGUAUUUAAGUAAAAACGUUUAUUUACUUGUCAGAUUAAAACACUCAAAUGCC
Molecule: messenger RNA, 1469 nt
Organism: Sphaerodactylus townsendi
Lineage: Eukaryota; Metazoa; Chordata; Lepidosauria; Squamata; Sphaerodactylidae
Gene: RCN2
Product: reticulocalbin 2
Exons: 6
Coding region: 16-879 (287 amino acids)
Cellular component (GO): endoplasmic reticulum
Molecular function (GO): calcium ion binding
Source: RefSeq, a predicted model, not a curated record